This is a messenger RNA of Xenia sp. Carnegie-2017, 974 nucleotides long. Its product is annotated as E3 ubiquitin-protein ligase RNF181-like. Gene Ontology annotation, biological process: protein ubiquitination. NCBI's taxonomy places the organism in Eukaryota, Metazoa, Cnidaria, Anthozoa, Malacalcyonacea, Xeniidae. Gene Ontology annotation, molecular function: ubiquitin protein ligase activity. Gene Ontology annotation, cellular component: cytoplasm. The record is from RefSeq and is a predicted model, not a curated record. The transcript is spliced from 7 exons. The coding region runs from base 106 to 573 and encodes 155 amino acids.
UAUGAUUAUGUAAGAAUAACUAAAUCUUUUAACGAACUUACUGGUGGCUGCCUGGGACCUCUUUUCGUUUUUAUAAGUGUAGUUUAAACUUCAAAGAAGGAAAAAAUGUCUUAUUUUGAUGAACAUAACUGUAGUGAAGACGAAAGAGAAAAUUAUAAUCAUGAUUAUAAUACAGAUCUUCUUACGCUGGCCAGAGUGUUUAUGCAAGGUGAAGGACUCAUUGAUAAUGAUAUAGACAGCUUUACUGAAGAUCUUAAAGGUCCACCAGCAUCAAAGAGAGUGGUCAAACAAUUACCUAAGAAACAAUCAAGAAACACAGCCAUAGGAAAGUUGCCUUGCCCUAUUUGCUUGGAAAAGUAUGAGAAAGAAGAAAUGUACGUUCAAUUGCCAUGUGAUCACAAGUUUCAUGAAACUUGUAUUAUGCGUUGGCUGGAACAGACUAACUCUUGUCCAGUUUGCCGUUAUGAAUUGCCCACUGAUGAACCCGAGUAUGAAACUGUACGUUUGGAAAAAGAAAGAGCAAGGCAACAUGUUUUACGUGUCAAAUCAUUACAUGCUGGAAUGUAUUGCUGAAUUAUUAUAACAAAACUCCUUAUAGUAACUUUAAAAUGAAACCGUGAUGUGAUUGCAUUUAAUCACUCUAGUUACCAGUCUACCACACCAUUUACUGACAUGGAUGGAUUUGUAAAUAUUUGCUUGUGACAACUUUGAUUAAAAACAAUCAGCUUAAAGAAUUAGCCUGAAAAAAACAUUUACUUUUUCAAAAAGUUCUCAAACAAAAAUAAGUUUGAGCAAGGUAUAAGAAUAAUAGAAUAUUUUCCUUAUAAAAAGUUAAUGGUAGGAUAAUGUGCCAAAGUAGGAAAGUUUUUUAUUGGAUUUAAACAAUAAUUUUGGGAAGAAUAAAUAUAACUGAUUUGUACAAUAUGAUUUAACAUUUAUUAUUAAUAAAUGGGUAGAUUAUGAACAAAGACAAA